UGUCCACUCCCGGUGUCCACUUGGCCGCCAUGGCGUGGCUGGAGCGUGUCCAAGCGGGCGGCCGUGGCCUGGAGCGCCGGUUGGACUUGGUGCCGGCCGAGGCGCUGCUGGCCGGCCUGCGGGCAGCCGGGGCUGUGACCGAGCCCGAGGUGGCUGCGCUCGGACGGCCGGGCAGCUCGGGCUGGGUGCGGCGGCUGUGCGCUCUGGCCGUGGCCAGAGGGGACCAGACGUGCCGUGCCCUGCUGACCGUCCUGGAGGGGCUGGAGGGGCCACCCCGGCCGGGGCCCUUCGAUUUUUAUGACCCCCAGCGUGACGCGGCGCCCUCACACCACUCGGACUGUCCAUGCUGCCAGCCAGAGCCCCAGGGGGCGUGUGAGGAGGAGGAGGAGGGACAGCCCCGAAAUGGGGAGGAAGGCCCCAAGGAAGAGGAGGCAGAGGCCCAAAACGGGGAGGAAGGUCCCAAGGAUGAUAAAGGUGGAGGAGAUGAAGCCCCCAAGGGUGAAGGUGAUGAAGGCCCUGAGGAAGAUGAAGGCCCCAAGGAUGAUGAAGGUGGAGGGGUUGAAGGCCCAGAGGAUGAUGAAGGUGGAGGGGUUGAAGGCCCAGAGGAUGAUGAAGGUGGAGGGGUUGAAGGCCCCGAGGAUGAUGAAGAUGGGGGUGAUGAAGGCCCCGAGGAAGAUGAAGGUGGGGGUGAUGAAGAUUAGGGGGG
Poecile atricapillus (Black-capped chickadee) is the source of this 706-nucleotide messenger RNA. Its product is annotated as S-antigen protein-like. The transcript is spliced from 2 exons. Bases 30 to 701 code for a protein of 223 amino acids. NCBI's taxonomy places the organism in Eukaryota, Metazoa, Chordata, Aves, Passeriformes, Paridae. The record is from RefSeq and is a predicted model, not a curated record.